AUGGCGGCCUUGAGGAGCUUUCUGAAGAAAAGAUCCACUUUGCUCUGCAAUGAAGCCGUGAGAAAGAGACUCUUCUCAACCCAAGUGAGCCAACCCAUCAAUGUUUCUCCAUCUUUUGCUCAGAGGGUCAGAAACCUUCCUAAGGAUCUUCCUGGAACCCACGUCAAAACAGAAGUCUCCCAACUCAUUGGUAGAACUCCCAUUGUAUAUCUUAACAAAGUCACUGAAGGAUGUGGAGCUUAUAUAGCUGUCAAGCAAGAGAUGUUUCAACCCACCUCUAGCAUCAAAGACAGACCAGCACUUUCAAUGAUCAAAGAGGCAGAAAAGAGAGAGCUUGAUAACUCCUGGCAAGAGUUAGCUGUUACAGUACUGGUGGAGCCAACAUCAGGAAAUAUGGGAAUCAGCAUGGCUUUUAUGGCAGCCAUGAGAGGGUAUAAAAUGGUUCUCACUAUGCCGUCUUAUACAAGCUUGGAGAGAAGGGUGUGUAUGAGAGCCUUUGGAGCUGAAUUAAUUCUCACUGAUCCAGCCAGGGGGAUGGGAGGAACUGUUAAGAAGGCUUAUGAUCUUCUGGAAUCCACACCAAAUGCUCAUAUGCUCCAACAGUUCUCAAAUCCUGCCAAUACUCAGGUGCAUUUCGAAACUACAGGCCCUGAGAUAUGGGAGGAUACCGAUGGGCAAGUUGACAUCUUCGUAAUGGGAAUUGGUAGCGGAGGCACAGUCUCUGGGGUUGGGCAGUAUCUCAAAUCCAAAAAUCCCAAUGUUCAGAUAUAUGGAGUGGAGCCUGCUGAAAGUAAUGUGCUAAACGGUGGCAAACCAGGUCCUCAUUUGAUCACCGGCAAUGGGGUUGGAUUCAAACCAGAUAUUUUGGACUUGGAUGUGAUGGAUAGAGUUAUUGAGGUUAAAAGUGAUGAUGCAGUAAAAAUGGCAAGACGAUUGGCAUUGGAAGAGGGACUUAUGGUAGGAAUAUCAUCCGGAGCCAACACGGUGGCAGCAAUUGAGCUUGCUCAAAAGCCAGAAAACAAAGGCAAACUUAUUGUGACUGUUCACCCAAGUUUCGGGGAGCGAUACUUGUCAUCUGUCCUGUUUGAAGAGCUGAGGAAGGAAGCCGAAAACAUGCAACCGGUCUCAGUCGACUAA
This is a messenger RNA of Prunus armeniaca (apricot), 1137 nucleotides long. NCBI's taxonomy places the organism in Eukaryota, Viridiplantae, Streptophyta, Magnoliopsida, Rosales, Rosaceae. The record is from the annotation of a GenBank genome assembly.